This is a messenger RNA of Trypanosoma conorhini, 861 nucleotides long. RefSeq lists its product as uncharacterized. The record is from RefSeq and is a predicted model, not a curated record. The coding region runs from base 1 to 861 and encodes 286 amino acids. Lineage: Eukaryota; Euglenozoa; Kinetoplastea; Trypanosomatida; Trypanosomatidae. The transcript has a single exon.
AUGGUCUUUUCAAUACCGUCCUACUUGGGUCUUGGUGACCGAUACAAGCAUGCGGUGGAUGAGCGGGCGCAGGGGGUCAACUUCGUCACCUGCUUCCCAAAGACCGGCCACAACCCCGACGCGCUCUUUGACAAGGAGUUCAGGUACAUGUACAAUGGCGACCGCCGCUCUGACCCGGAGACCAUGGCCCGGCGUGAGGAAAUGGUGAGUCGAAAGAAAAACAUGACAGCAACCGGCUUCAUCUUCGUUGGCCCCCCACAGAAGGGGGAGGGCCUUGGCUCGUACUACGGCUUGAUUCAGAAGGAGCCCUACCCACACAUGCCUGACAACCCCAUGUCCCGUGGACCACAGCCCUUUCCCAAGUCGAUGCCGCGCCAAAUACUCACCUCCCCCGGCAAACUAGGCAGCUAUGGGACACCGGGAUUGGCCCUGAGCGAGAUUGGCAACGAAUACAUUGCCACCAUCUACGACCAACCUCGAAUUAACGCAAAGAAGGAACGCGAUAUGUGGCGUCGUCGCAUGCCUGCGGCGCCGUUCAUACCUGUUGGACGUCAUGGCUACACGUUCGAUGAAUCUCCCGUCACGGGGGUCUCCAUGUGUUAUGUGAUGACCAAACCGUUUAUGCCCAAACCGGUGCUUCCACCACUCAAGCAUUUCGUCGUAGACAAGCCCUGGCGGCCUGCGGGCUACGUAGAUGACAAACCCACCGCAAUGGAUUACUGGGAGGACCCGUAUAACGCCUUUGAUCCUAGGGAGGACCCAAAGUCGCGUGUGAAGAAGCCUAGCGACGCCGUGUUUAGACCUUCUUUCCGCGGUGACAACUUUUGGUACACGCAGAGUAUCGUCUUCAAGCGACUCUAG